UAUUGGGAGGUUAAUGUGGUUUUAGAUUAUUUACCGUAUAUUGAUUGAUUGGGCACACAAAGGCAAAUUUUCCACUUGCCAUCACAAGUAGCUUUCCCACUCCAUUUAUGAAUCAAGUUUGUUAUUCUUCGUCUCUUCUUUCUAGAUGCCGCACUGCCUUUCCUUCAACCAAGCCUCUCCCGGCGACGACCCUCUUCCUCAUCCAUCAUCAUCUCUAGACAGCCUGCCCUCCUCCUCCAGAAACAACGCGUCCAAUCCGUCGCCUACCUUUAAUCUCAGCCGCGAGCUGGCUCACGCUUUUCAGACCCCAUCCUACCACGACAUACGUUCACUGGUUCACGUGGUUGACCCCCCUGCUCAUCUUCCCAUCCAACCCGACAUCAAUGAUCGGACCGAGCUGCUUCUCUCUCAAGUUCUUCAACCAAACAAUGAAUGCGUCCAAGAAGCUCUUAGCCACGCCAAGCCUACUACACUCACCCAUCUCAUCUCCACUUACUUUCAACACAGCGAAAGUGCCACGCGCCUUUGCUUGAAUCUUUACCAAAGCGUACACACCGCUCGCCACCUCUACACACCCCUCUUUGACCUCUUCCACAUCCUCCCCGUUGAUUCCAACGCCAUUGACGAGUCCCUCUGUAACUUGGCAUUCGACGUCUUCCUCAAGCUCGACACUUUUGAAAACCCUUUCUCGUCUCCUGAAUCUCACAGCUUCCGAGACACUCAACUAUGCUUCUCCCAGCUGAAGCACAAGCUGGACACCCGUCUCCGUAAGUCUAGGUCACGGGUCCGCCUCAUCCACCAUGCCACAGCUGGUCCCCUGUGCAGUCCUUACCUCCCUCACAGUUUCAAGAAGAAGGAGUUGACUAACAUUUCUCAGCUCAAUGCUGCUGCCAAGGGUACUUUUGUGCUCAACAAAGAUCUCGACACCAUUGACCGUCUUGUCUCCCGCCUGCACACGGGAAUUGAAUACGACAAGCUUUUCAUUCGGCUUGGAUUGGAGAGGGGGAGGGACGUUUAUUCAGUUCAGGAGAUUUUGAAACAGCUUCGCAAGACUCACCUUAACCUCACCCAUCAACUCAAGGAUCUUGAGGAUCAUAUUUGCCUUUGGUUCACCAACGUUAACAAAGCUAGAUCGUUGCUCCUUCAAGAGAUCCAUCUUUCCCGAAUAUAAGCUCCCCAACUCUCUCUCUCUCUCUCUCUCUCUCUCUCUCUCUCUAUCAGUUUUCCGUGCUUGUAAGUUGGUCAUGGUAUUCUUUAGAGUUUAGAGGGAACAAAAAUAUUGCCAGCAAAAUUAAUCAAGAUUUCAUGGUAGGCUGCUUUUUUUUUGGAAAAUCAUAAUAUCAUAUACAUAUCUGGAUAAUAAGACGAGGUUUUUCUUUUGCUUAAGUACAUAUGUAUUUGUUUCAAUCUGAUGAAGUAAAUGUUUAUUGUCUUAAUUGACAGUAGGUCUU
Molecule: messenger RNA, 1451 nt
Organism: Brassica napus (rape)
Lineage: Eukaryota; Viridiplantae; Streptophyta; Magnoliopsida; Brassicales; Brassicaceae
Product: UPF0496 protein At3g19330-like
Exons: 3
Coding region: 146-1171 (341 amino acids)
Source: RefSeq, a predicted model, not a curated record